UCCAACUACGACUAAUUCCCGACUAUCGUUGACAACACCCGUACUAUCACGUCUGGAAAUUAUUCUCGAGACAGUUGCUACUCAUGCCGAUAGGAUAGUCACCGUAAUAGGGGAUUGCCAUUCAACAUUAACUGAGACGAUCUUCUUAGCUGGUAUAAUCCCUACCCUUGCCGCCUAUGCGAGUCAGCCUUGCCCAACUAACCCGCCUUGCCCCGAAUGUGUUUCUUCGACUUGUCAUUGCCCAAAUGCUGGCGGUGCUAGCGGUGCUACUACCACCUCUCUGUCUGGGAUUCCUGGUGCUCGAGGGCCAUGUCCUGGUUCCGGUUAUACUUGUCACGAAUGUCUCGACGGCUGGUUCUGUCCGCCUCUUCAGACCCCGGCACAGUCUGCACCUUGCGGGUUUGGUUGGCCUUGUGCUCAUUGCGACGGAGGAUGGUUCUGUGUCCCCCAGCCAACUCUAGAUUCGGAAACAUGCGCAGGAUCAAGUGGACCAGCUACGAAUGGCCCUGGAACCAUAUCGUCCACGAUUUCCUCACCUAGGAACCCCUCUCAAUCAAGCCCGACACAACCAACGGAGCCAAGUCCUACUAUUCCCAGUCCAAAAAUAACCAGAGAGGCCUCAGGCUGGGGCUACUGUGGUUGCUGGGCUGACCAAGCUGACAAUCGGGUGCUCAACAUGGAACCACUUCUCAAUUUAGGUCCUCUGACCAACGAAGGGUGUGUUCAGCACUGCAUAGGCCAUGGCUUUCUUAUGGCGGGUACCGAAAACGGUGACAGCUGCUACUGCGGAAACUUUCUCAAUGGUACGCAGAAGCUCGACGAUUCUAUAUGCUCGGUUUCAUGUACAGGUGACGCUGAACAAGCCUGCGGUGGUAACAACGCGCUCAGUUGUUACAGUUCUGACAACCAAGCCCACGGUUGGGCCAGUGCGGGUCCCCAACCUUUACCCGCGACCGCAAAACCACCUGAGGUCAUAUCUAUGAACGUGGGCGGUGUUGCUCAAACGGUGGUUACGGGACCGGCAGUGGUAUUCCCUCCUCCUGAUGCAGAUAUGAGUCAACUGGUU
This is a messenger RNA of Daldinia decipiens, 1066 nucleotides long. RefSeq lists its product as uncharacterized. Bases 177 to 461 code for a protein of 94 amino acids. The record is from RefSeq and is a predicted model, not a curated record. The transcript has 3 exons. NCBI's taxonomy places the organism in Eukaryota, Fungi, Ascomycota, Sordariomycetes, Xylariales, Hypoxylaceae.